CGCUGCUGUCCGUGCUGCAGGCAGGAGUCAAACACGUGCUUCUAACGAGGGGCAAGCACGGAGCAUGCCUGGCAUCGCUGCAGUCACCUUCUGUACUUCCAGCCCCCGACUCCCACGCCUGUCUGUGCCUACAUUAUUUCCCGGUGCUGCCCGUUCGCGUGCCCGAGGGGCAGCUGAACCUAAGCGGAGCGGGAGACUGCCUAAUGGGAGCAACUGUUGCUGCGACUGUCUUGAUGGCCCGUGGGCAUGCCACAUCAGCAGCACCUACACCAGCAGCAGCAGCAGCAGCACGUUGUGAGGCCCAGGUGAAUCCUCAGGUGGUGGUGCAAGAUAGGUUGGUGGCAGCAGUGGCGGUGGGCAUGGCAGCAGCACGGGUGGCAGUGGAGAGCCGGGAGAACGUGCCGUGGGGGGAGCUGCAGAGGGACGUGCUGCCACUGCUGCUUAAACAAGGUUGA
Messenger RNA from Closterium sp. Naga37s-1, 455 nucleotides. The record is from the annotation of a GenBank genome assembly. NCBI's taxonomy places the organism in Eukaryota, Viridiplantae, Streptophyta, Zygnematophyceae, Desmidiales, Closteriaceae.